CUCCUCAGCAAAUUCAUUUGUCAUGGCCUCACACGCCUUAAUCCUCCUUCAAAUCAUUGUCUUGUCGAGUCUUGCAGCAACAGCUUUCUCAUUAUCUCCUUAUUACUAUAAAAAUAUUUGUCCCCAAGCUUUACCCACCAUCAAAACACUAGUGGAGGCUGCUGUGUAUAAAGAGCGCCGCAUGGGAGCCUCUUUACUUCGUCUUCACUUCCACGACUGCUUUGUUAAUGGAUGUGAUGCUUCCAUUCUUCUGGAUCCCUCUCCCACCAUUGACAGUGAAAAAGGCGCUCUUGCUAAUCAAAACUCUGCUCGAGGAUUCGAAGUGAUCGAUGAAAUUAAGGCAGAAGUUGACAAGAUUUGUGGACGCCCUGUGGUCUCUUGCGCUGAUAUCUUGGCUGUUGCAGCUCGAGAUUCCGUAGUUGCACUUGGAGGACCGUCAUGGAAAGUGCGACUUGGUCGGAGAGAUUCAACGACAGCCAGUCGAACUCAAGCAGACAUUGAUAUCCCAUCCCCACUCAUGGAUCUUCCUGCAUUAAUCAACAACUUCAGAAAUCAAGGUUUGAACCAGAGAGAUCUUGUAGCUCUCUCCGGUGGCCACACCAUUGGGUUCGCUCAAUGUUUGGCCUUUAGAGGCCGAAUUUAUAAUGCAACAAACAUCAACCCUUCGUUUGCAAAAGAGCGAAGAGCAACCUGUCCACGCACCGGAGGAGACACUACCCUUGCUCCUUUAGACUCGACAGCCGCACGCUUUGACACUGCAUACUUCAACAGCUUGGUGAAGCAAAGGGGUUUACUCACCUCGGAUCAAGCUCUUUUCAGCGGCGGCUCGACUGAUAAUCUUGUCAAUACUUACAGACUUUACCCACAAGUGUUCCGGAAAGAUUUUGCUCAGUCAAUGAUUAAGAUGGGAAAUAUCAAGUAUUUAACAGGAAACCAAGGACAAAUUCGUGCCAACUGCAGGAUGGUGAAUAAUUAAAUGCAAUAAUUAUUUUAUGAAAUUAUUAUGACCAAACUCUGUUUGAGUUUUCUUUUCAUACCCAAUUGAAUUAAUCGUUGAAUGAUUGUUUCAAUCUGUUUUAUGUUGAAUUCUAGUGUAUCAUCCUAUUUGUAGUUCUGUUA
Gossypium raimondii (Peruvian cotton) is the source of this 1119-nucleotide messenger RNA. Its product is annotated as peroxidase 70. Bases 23 to 976 code for a protein of 317 amino acids. Gene Ontology annotation, molecular function: peroxidase activity; heme binding. Lineage: Eukaryota; Viridiplantae; Streptophyta; Magnoliopsida; Malvales; Malvaceae. The transcript is spliced from 3 exons. The record is from RefSeq and is a predicted model, not a curated record. Gene Ontology annotation, biological process: hydrogen peroxide catabolic process; response to oxidative stress.